AUGGCAGAUGGAAGGGCGUGCGUGACAUGUGAAAGACGAGGACGGGAAGCUGCCUGCAAGAGUACUGUGGACUGUGGUAGAAUAGAUGCCCAGGCGGGCGACGUCGGCGGCUGGCCAUGUGACGGCGCCCUCUCUCAGCUACUGUCGUUCCUCUUCUCUCCACCAUUCUCUCCCCCAACCCCCAAUAAGCCGCAAGGAAAAGGCAAUAGCCGGUUGAAGUCGAGCUGCCUGCUGUCGCUGUCGUCGUUGCCCUGGCCGCCUGUCUGUAUCGCCAUCCCACCAACCCCCCCUCUUCCGCCCGCCCGCCCGCAACGGCGCAACCCUGGCGACGCUGUCGCUGCACUCGUUCGCAGGGCCCUUCGCGGGUGCCACGGCCACGCCCAAAAAGGCCUUUCACAGUCCGCCAUGGGCGACAAAGAUCCGCCGCCUUUUGGCUACACCUUCAGCGACGACUUCUUCGUCGGCCCCUCGUCGACCUUCGAUGCCGACGGCCAAUCACACGCACAAGGCCCGCCGCUGCUCAACGACACGGAGAACCAGUCGCUCGCCGAUUUCUUCACCAACACAGACCCUUUCCUGGUCACCGAGCCCGAGCCUUUGCCCUCGCCACUCAACUCCAAGGACGCACCCGUCUGGGACUACAACAACUGGAGCGACUUCAUAGCACCCGCCACCGUCCACCGCGUCACCACCACCAUCCCCGACCAAACCCACCUGCAACACCACAACUACUACCACGAACCCACCUUCCCCCCAACCCUGCUCGCAAACCACCUCGGCAGUACACAGGACGACCUACAGGCGGCUUCAACCCUGUUCAACAAUGCACAGCCGCCAUAUGCAAACAGCACCUCGCACGGCUAUCCCGAGCCGCCAGUGCCGCAGCCCACCAACACCACCGCCAGCAGCGCCCCUGGAUCGAGCCAGAACAACCGGCCCAUGGUCAUCACACCACAUGGCCCCCUACAUGAGCAGCUUGCCGCACUGCUACCUAAACACACCGAGAACGGCACUCUCGAUGCACAAUGGGCCGCCCAAUGGGCCGCCAACAGAGCGUCCGAGCAGUUGCAGCAGCUCGAAGCCGAGUACAGCACGACCUUUCAGAAACCCAACCUGAAGAGAUCGUACACAUUCGGCACAGACAGCUCUUUCAACAAUCCCGCGGGAUUCUGUGCAUCUCAAGACCAUGGGCACGAUGAUGCCACGAGGCGACAAUCGCAGCACGACCUCGAGCAUUCUCAGUUCCUGGUGAGAUCCAUUGUCGGCAUACCGGAGCCUGCCACACCUAUGCCGCCACAGCCAAUGCAUGCCGACGACGUGAGCGAGGAAGACAAGUCCGGACGUGGUACAUCAGACGACGAAAGCAGUGAUAAACCAGCCAAGAAACGCAGAAAGAGUAAAUAUCGAGUCGGCAAAGAAAGCCCUCGCAAGGCCCCACGGACUGGCAAACAUCGCAGAGCAGCCCUACUGGAAGACAACAGUAAAAAGAAGCGGGCUUCUGCGGCUGCACAGAAGCUACAGCGAGAGAAUCUUACAGAAGAGCAAAAGCGAAGUAACCAUAUUCUCUCUGAACAGAAGCGUCGAAAUCUUAUCAAGCGAGGAUUCGAUGAUCUUCACGAUCUUGUGCCUGAGAUUCGCAACGGAGGACUGAGCAAGAGCAGUGUCUUGACGGAGGCCGGUAACUUCCUCGAGAAGCUCAUGCAAGACAAUCACGCGUUCUGGCAGAUGGCUGGCGGUGCUACAACUGCCUCGCCUAGUUGA
Molecule: messenger RNA, 1761 nt
Organism: Plenodomus lingam JN3
Lineage: Eukaryota; Fungi; Ascomycota; Dothideomycetes; Pleosporales; Leptosphaeriaceae
Biological process (GO): regulation of transcription by RNA polymerase II
Molecular function (GO): DNA-binding transcription factor activity, RNA polymerase II-specific; RNA polymerase II cis-regulatory region sequence-specific DNA binding; protein dimerization activity
Source: RefSeq, a predicted model, not a curated record